UACAUUAUUUUUAUCGUUUGAUAGAUCUUUCUUUAAGCUAGAUGGUUCAUUUGUUUUCCAUAUGCCUUGCCAUCAUCAUGAAGAAAAUAUAUUUAGCUGUUUUUGCUAGUAAUGUAGGUAUGAUUUCAUAUGGUUUAUUUUUUGGCUGGCCAUCACCUUCAUUGUCUCUUUUAAUGCAAGAUAAUAGUCCUAUAUUUUUAACGUCACAACAAGCUACAUGGGUUACAUCCAUUUUUACCAUGGGUGCGGCUGUGGGUGCAAUACUUUGUACUUAUAUUAUAAAUAUAAUUGGUAGGAAAUUGACUUUACUUUUCACUGCGAUACCAAUGAUAAUAGGAUGGAUGAUGAUUGCUUUUGCAACGUCAGCAUGGGAAUUAAUUGUUGGUAGAUUUUUUUGCGGAAUAAGUAACGGAAUUGGAUAUGUGUCUACCACUAUGUAUGUAGGUGAAAUUUCACCGGCUAAAAUAAGGGGAAUAUUAACUUCAUCAUUGACUCUAGCUGCAAAAUUUGGUAUAUUGAUUGAAUGGGUGAUAGGACCGUUUCUCUCUUUGAGAGAUCUCGCACUUGUGUCAUUAUCAAUACCAAUUCUCUUCUCGGUGAUUUCGAUAUCAUUACCGGAAUCUCCGUAUCAUUUAUUGCGCCAUGGGAAAUAUCAGGAGGGAAUUACAUCUCUUAUGCAUUUAAGAGGAACUACGGAUGUUUCUAAAGAAGCUGAAAUCAUUGAGAAAUAUAUAAAAAUUGAUUUGGCUAAUAAUACUGGAUUGUGGGAAUUAAUCAGCGUCUCAGGAAAUCGGAAAGCGUUAAUAGUUGUACUGGGUUUGAUCGCGAUUCAACAAUGGAGUGGCAGUAUGGCGAUACUUUCGUAUGCCGAAAUAAUUUUCAACGAGAUGAAAAACGAAUUUGAAGGCAAAUACCUGACUAUGAUAUUGGGUGGUAUCCAAAUAGUAUGUGCGGCGAUCAGUGCAUCUGUGGUGGAUCGGUACAAUAGAAGGACUUUACUCAUAUUUUCAGCAUCGGGCGUUUUUAUUUCCACUUUCCUUAUUGGUUUAUCUUUUUUCCUUCGGGAAAUGCAAUUAGACGUCAGUGGAAUCAUUUGGUUACCAGCUACUGGAACGAUACUUUACAUUAUCAUGUAUGCCUUCGGCUUGGCUGCACUUCCAUUCACCAUGAUGAGCGAAGUUUUUCCUACGAAUGUUAAAGCGCUUGGCAGUACAAUUGGAAUGUUAUGCUGUUAUUUUUGUUCUACUAUCGUGACUCUCACUUAUCAACCUAUUGCUAUUCAAUAUGGGACAUAUAUCGCGUUUUGGUUCUUUUCUUUCACCACUAUCGUGGGUAUCAUUUUUAUAUAUUUUUGCGUGCCCGAAACGAGAAGAAAAACAUUGCAAGAGAUACAGGAUCAAUUGCAUGGAUAUAAAUUAUAAUUAAGAGUUUUAAUUUUUUUAUCAUCUAAAAUGAAAAGGUAUGUAUAUAUCUAAAUUUUGAAAAAAAUAUUACCUUUAUGUUAAGAAAUUUAGGAGAAACUUAUAAAACUUAUAUUCGAUAGAUAAUAUCUUCUUGAAUUGUGAAUAUAGAUUCAAUUUAAUAUUGCUUUUAAUAUGGAUAUUCACCUUGGACGCACAUCACAUUUGCUAGAAAU
Apis florea (little honeybee) is the source of this 1636-nucleotide messenger RNA. Its product is annotated as facilitated trehalose transporter Tret1-like. Gene Ontology annotation, biological process: carbohydrate transport; transmembrane transport. Gene Ontology annotation, cellular component: membrane. Gene Ontology annotation, molecular function: sugar transmembrane transporter activity. The record is from RefSeq and is a predicted model, not a curated record. Lineage: Eukaryota; Metazoa; Arthropoda; Insecta; Hymenoptera; Apidae.